Messenger RNA from Cheilinus undulatus (humphead wrasse), 2370 nucleotides. Its product is annotated as FSD1-like protein. The record is from RefSeq and is a predicted model, not a curated record. Bases 41 to 1510 code for a protein of 489 amino acids. NCBI's taxonomy places the organism in Eukaryota, Metazoa, Chordata, Actinopteri, Labriformes, Labridae. The transcript has 13 exons. Gene Ontology annotation, molecular function: protein binding.
UUCUCUCUAUCUAGCUCACUUUCUCUCUCUCCCUCUGAUCAUGGACUCUCAGAAGGAAGCUCUUAUCAGGAUCAUAAAUACAUUAGCCAAUAAGAAUGAAGAGCUUCAAAGCUUCUUGGAAACACUUGAUGCCACACUAAUAGGACUGAAGGAUGAGUCAUGUAAGGUGAUGAUGGAGCUGGAGGCGGAGCUUGAGCAGCUUAGCUCUGCCCUUGAAACAAAGGGGGCGGAGCUUCGUGGCAUCAUUAAGGAGGAGAAACAGAGGAAGGAGGUGGAGCUUCAGAAUCAGUUGAUGGAAGGAAAGUCAGCUCUGCUCUCAUGUGAAGAACUUCUUGAGUUUGCGAAUCAGAGCCUGACGAUCAGCAAUGAAGAGGAAUUCCUGAAGGCUGCCAAAGAGAUCAAAGACAGGGUAACCAUGGCUCCAGCCUUCAGGUUAACAACUCGUCCAGUCGUGUCCCAGAACAUGUCUCAGUUUACUGUCGAUUUUAGUGUGGAGAGGGCUGGUCUUCAACAGCUCUACUUCCUGCCAGUCCCCAGAGCGCCAGAGAUCGACGGGGCCAACUGUGUCGUCUGUGACAACAACAUCUCUGUUGUCUGGCAACCAGCUGAUGAUAGUGAUGGUGAUGCUAAACGAAGCGAAUGCUAUGAGGUUGAGUACCGCAAAACGAACCGUGACUCAUCUGUGAGAGCCGCAACAGAGGCAUGCUGGGAAAAAAUCAGUAACAUCACAGAAACAAGGGUCACCAUCUCAGGUCUGAAAUUUGAUUCUCAAUUUGUCAUUGUUCGGGUUCGAGCCAAAAACAAGACAGCUGCUGGGGAAUUCUCUGAGCCAGUUGCCAUAGAAACUAGAGCAUAUAAUUUUGGCUUUGAUGCAGCGACGGCUCACGCCGAACUGAAGGUCACUGGUGACUCAGUGAUUUGGGAGCCACAGGGGGUCAAAGGUCAUGAUGCCCGUCUGAGAGGAAAAGACAAUAAAAGCAGGAGUGCAACACCUUCACCCAAUAAGACUGCAGUAGGCAGAGGAGGGCGGGACCGAUUCGCUGGAGAGUCCUAUACCGUCCUGGGUGAUCACGAAAUGAUGGGCGGCUGUCACUACUGGGAGCUCCGCCCCCUGGCUGACUGGAAGUCAUUCAGUGUGGGUGUUACCUAUAGGCAGAGCCUGGGCCGUUUCGACCAGUUGGGAAAAAGCUCUGGUUCAUGGUGUCUCCACGCCAGCCAAUGGCUGCAGACCUCUCUCGCAGCAAAACACAACAACCGAGCUAAGACGCUUGAUUGGCCGCUGCCUCAGCGAAUCGGACUCUACUGUGACUAUGACAAUGGUGAGCUGGUGUUUGUUGACGUUGACAGACUUCAUCUUCUUCACUCCUUCAAAACAAAGUUCAGCCAGCCGCUUGUCCCUGCCUUCACUAUCUGGUGUGGUGGUAUCACUUUAACAACUGGCCUGCAGGUGCCAAGCUUCAUGGGUAAUUUCCUCUCUGCCAAUCGGAGCCUUAGUAACUUGUCCCAGUAAUACCAUCUGUUGAUUUGAUUAUUUAGUAAUUUAUCUAAUUUAUUUGGUUGACUUAUCAAUGUCUUUUUUUUUUUUUUUUUUUUACUAAUUAAGCCUUUGUAAAAAGUUCAAUUUAAAAGCCACUGAGGUUAUUUAAAGUUCUAUUUAUUAAAUAAUUGAGAAAAAUGAAGAUCAAUAUAUGUCUAUCUGAUAAAUUACUGAGAAAUAUAGAAAUGAUCAAAUUUGACUAAAUGAUAUAUAAUAUAUAUAAUAACAGAAUAGAAAUGAUCAAAUAAAAGGUAAUGGUAUAAAUGAUCAAUAUUGUUUCUGUGAUAAAUAUCAAUAAUAUAGAAUUGAUAAAACUGACAAAAUGUAAUAAGUAUGAUCAAUAUUAUCUAUUUUAUAAACAAUGAUAUCGAAAUGAUCAAAUUUAGCCAAAUUAUAUAAAUAUAAUCAAUCUUGUUUUUAAACAUUAACAAAAUUGAUCAAUAACUAACAAUAAUAUAUAUAAUGAUAUUUUAAGAGGUUACUGUGAUGAUAAUUGCCUGUUCAUAAUUUCAAGUUCUUGACUUAAAUUUGAGGGCUUUUAAUUUGACAAGCAUUGUUUUGUCAUAUGGGAAUUUAUUUUAUUUGAAAUGACAGACUUUUAUUUUGACGAUCAAUGUAUUAUUGCCUAAUUUCUCUGAUUUUAUUUUGAAGACUUUUGUUAUUUUUAAAGAUAACUUUAUUCUGAUAAUAUGACAUUAUCACUGUCGUGCUAUGUUGACAAAAUUUUUCUGUCUCUUUGAUAAAGGACAGAAAGUUUAAAAAUUGUAAAAAAAAUUUUUUAUCAAACAUCAUGUGAAGUAAAAUCAAUUUAUUUUGAAAAUAUUUAAGUGAAA